UUUAAUGUGGACAAUGCAUGAUUUUCCAGCAUAUGGGAAUAUUGCCGGGUGUGUGACGAAGGGUAAAUUUGCAUGUCCUAUAUGUGGAGAAAAUACACAUUCUCUAUGGUUGAAAUUCAGUAGGAAGACUGUAUAUAUGUGCCAUAGGUGCUUUCUUCCACCAUCUCACCCCUUUCAGAAGAAAAAAUCAUGGUUCGAUGGAAAGGAAGAAAAGGGGAAAAAACCAAGAAUCAUGACUGGCAAAGACAUUUUGCAUGCUCUGAAAGAUUUUAAGAAUGAUUAGGGGAAAGGUGGAAAUGGAAAAGAAGGAAGCAAAAAACGAAAGCGAGACAGUGAAGAUAAACAAAUGUGGAAAAAGAGGUCAAUAUUGUUUGAUUUAUCAUAUUGGGAGGAAUUGCCAAUACGUCAAAAUUUAGAUGUCAUGCAUAUUAUUAAAAAUAUUAUUGAGAGCAUUAUUGGCACGUUGUUGGGUAUCGAUGGAAAAUCCAAGGAUGGUUUAAAUGCUCGCAAGGAUAUGCAACAUUUGGAAAUAAGGCACGACUUGCAUCCAGAAGAUCGUGGGUCUAGGACAUAUCUUCCUCCGGCUUCCUAUACACUUUCAAAAGAUGAGAAAGAAAUAUUUUGCAAGAGGUUAUUUGACUUAAAAGUGCCUGAUGGGUAUAGUUCAAAUAUUGGGAAUUGCGUAUCAAUGGACGAGUUGAAGGUCACAGGUCUCAAAUCUCAUGAUUGCCAUGUGCUAAUGCUUCAGUUGUUGCCUGUAGCCUUAAAGGGAUUACUACCAACGGGACCGAGAAAUGCGAUACUUCGCCUUUGCGCAUUCUUCAAUAGAUUGUGUCAAAGAGUAGUUGAUGGAGAAGAAAUGGCAUCCCUUGAGGUUAAGGUGGUUGAAACGUUAUGCAUGCUUGAGAGGUUCUUUCCACCUUCGUUCUUUGAUAUCAUGGUUCACUUAACAAUUCACUUAGGACGAGAAGCACGACUUUGCGGGCCAGUCCAUUAUCGUUGGAUGUACCUUUUUGAGAGACAUAUGAAGAUAUUCAAAGGAAAUGUUGGAAAUCAUGCACGACCUGAAGGUUGUAUAGCAGAACGUUACCUCGUAGAAGAGUGCAUGACAUUUUGCAGCCGGCACAUGAAGAAAUCUGUGGAAACAUGCCAUAGGGGACCUCGCAAUCAAGAUUUUGAGAACGAUGUAAUUCUCGAAGGUCGUCCAAUAUCAGCUGCCACAUCCAUCACAUUGACUGAUGAAGUUUUAGAAAGUGCACAUCGUUAUGUGUUAUUCAAUACAGCCAUAGUGGAACCUUAUUUGGAGUAAGUUUGAUGAAAUUUUGGUUGCAUAAUUCACAGAAUUUCGUACACAAAUAAAAGUUUGUACAGCCAUGUGAAUCACUUACUUGUUUGUUUCAUUUUCUAUUAGGAUUCAUAUGGAGGAGUUAAAGAAAUCGAAUCCUAGUCUUGGUCUUCCAAAAAAUAAAAGUUUACUUUUGAAGAGGCAAGCUGACAACUUUUCAAAAUGGUUGAAGGAAAAGAUUCAGGUAAAAGCAUGCGCAAAUAAUGAAUUGGAGAGACUACAAUGGCUUGCUAAUGGUCCUAGAAAGCAUGCCUUGAGUUAUACAGGCUAUAUCAUCAAUGGGCAGCGGUUCCACACAAAGGAAGUUGAGAAAUCAACCCAAAAUAGUGGUGUUUCCAUUGAUGCGACAACUCUGUGUAGAUCGAGUGUGAAGGACAAUGCACAAGUUGUUGAUGUAGUUUCAUACUACGGGGUGAUAAAAGAUAUAAUUUUGUUAGAUUAUCACACAUUUCAACUGCCAUUGUUCAAGUGUGAUUGGGCAAACAUUGGCCAUGGUGUUAGGAUGGAAGAUGGUUUUACACUUGUUAACCUUCACCAAGGUCAGACCCAAUAUGACAAAGAGCCAUUUAUCCUUGCAUCCCAAGCAAAGCAAGUUUUUUAUUCAAGGGAAACUGAUUCUUCGAAUUGGUAUGUUGUACUAAAGGCACCUCCUAGGGGCUUUUAUGACUUGGAAAUGUACGAAGAAACCGUGGAUACAUCUUGUAGGCCGCAAGAUGUUUCAGCACUUGGUAUGGACAAUGACGAUGAUGAUGAAAGGAUAACUAACAUUAGAGGAGAUUGUGAGGGUACAUUGAUUGAGGAUUUGUAGCCAUCGCACCUUUGUAACUUUUGGUUUUUCUUUGGAACUUUUGGUAUGUUGUAUUAAAGGCACUUGGUAUGUUGGAACUUUUGGAAGUCUUGUCAGGAUAUUUUUGGUUUGGAACUUUUGCUAUGUUGUAUUAAAGGCGCCUUCUAGGAUA
This is a messenger RNA of Rhododendron vialii, 2304 nucleotides long. RefSeq lists its product as uncharacterized. The coding region runs from base 347 to 1309 and encodes 320 amino acids. Lineage: Eukaryota; Viridiplantae; Streptophyta; Magnoliopsida; Ericales; Ericaceae. The record is from RefSeq and is a predicted model, not a curated record. The transcript has 4 exons.